AUGGAAUCAAAUACCACCAAUAUUCAAACCUCUGAGAGCUCACCUCAAUCUACAGAAGUGCCAGAAAUCUUUGAUACCUCUCCCUCUGGCCCUAUCACAACACAAGAACAUGUGGUCGAAAUACCUUCUACCAAUCAGUAUUCUGUUCUAGAGGACGAAGAACAGGAGAACAACAACAAAAAGAAUAAAGAAAACUUGAACAGUAAAAAAAUAAAUUUCACACAAAAAUAUGUGAGAGCGAAACUGAUACUCUGCGACUCGAAUGGAUAA
Molecule: messenger RNA, 270 nt
Organism: Paramuricea clavata
Lineage: Eukaryota; Metazoa; Cnidaria; Anthozoa; Malacalcyonacea; Plexauridae
Source: the annotation of a GenBank genome assembly